Molecule: messenger RNA, 1619 nt
Organism: Microbotryum saponariae
Lineage: Eukaryota; Fungi; Basidiomycota; Microbotryomycetes; Microbotryales; Microbotryaceae
Source: the annotation of a GenBank genome assembly
AUGUGGCGUGACGUCAUAGGCAGCUCUCGGUCCAGCGCGUCCCAGCUAGCUAGCGCUGUUUCAGCACGGGUCGGCCGGCGACAGUCCGUUUCGUCUACGUUCGCCGAGAUUCCAUUGAAGAGCACGUGACUCUGCUUCCUGAAGCAGACUGCGACGACCUGUUUUGCGUGUCUAUCACAUCGCAGCGUAGUUCCUUCAAUCAUCCAGCUCCUGCCAGAGCCGAGAUGUCAUCUGCAAACUUUCACGUCCCGUCUCCUGUACGACAAUCUUCACGCCGCACGGAGAGCAGAGGGCAGCAGAGACGUCGGCAUCGUGAGCGAGCUGAGCCUCCUCCGUACAACCCGACUCCUGCUCUAAUCGCACGGUCGCCACCCCCAAUCGAUCAACACGACGUCGCGCAAACUGGUUCGUCAAGUCAAUCUGCACCGGCAGCACGUCACGUCCGGUAGUGUCGACCAGUGCGCCAAUUCCGCCGUUAGGGGCCCCGCCAGCGUGUCACGGCUUGCCGACACUGGGCUUCACUCCACGUCGUUCCGCGGCCUUCCGCGACAUUCUAUGAACCCGAUUUAAACUGAGGCGCAGGCUUCUCCAUUCUUCUCCCUCCUGCUCUUCACACCUUACCCAUCGCACCUGAUCCCAUCGCCACCUCGAGCUCGCGACGUCCGAAGCGGUCGUCGUGGAAGCUCUGCAACGAAUACGGGAUCAAGAAAUGCCUGCCGCAUGCAACAUAGCUACGAAUUCGAGUAAGUAACUUCAUGAACUGUGCUCUCCGGUGUGGGAUUGUUCAGGAGCUAAUGGAGAACUACCAAGCAGCAAUUUCCUUCAACACGUCCUCUUUGAAUGUCAACCCUCGAGUUGUUUCUUCACCGUCAGCUGGUGAUACGGCAUGCUUGAGUUAUCCCUUGACAUGGCUGUCAGUCUUAGAUAUGACGGAAAAAUUGAUACGAAGAACAGACAUUGAACGUCAGUGACACAGCGGAAGGAUUGACUUCGUACGGUUGAGAAUCCGGGUCAUUGGGACACUAAAUGUGAGUCUUCACUGCCAUUGCUACAGAUGGACAACAGCAAUAAUGCUGAUAGUUGUAACGAAUCACGCCAGAAAACAGCCUCUGGUCGGGUGAAUUGCGGCUCACCAUCCCGUGGCAGAUCCUCAACGGCUCGGUUCGGUUCUUGGCAGGUGUGUGCCAAUCUUUCAAAAGCAAAACGCAGGGCAGCAUUACUAAUGACCGGUUGGACUGUAACAUCACAGGAAAUCCGAAGCAAUGCCUUUCCGUUAUUCCAUGGCUCGGUUCGGUGGAGUGACCGUCGUGUUGGCAGGUGUGUGCCAAUCUUUCAAAAACCGCAGGGCAGCAGGACUAACUGACCGGUUGGACUGUAACAUCACAGGGGUUCCGAAGCGAUGCCUUCCCGUUAUUCCACGUCAUCGCCUGCACAAAUCGUCGACGCUUGCAUCAUGAAUGGCGACUUCUGGGGGGAUCUCUCUGUAAGUAGUAGUCCUUGCCUGACUUUUAGACCUAUACUAACAACAGCCCACGGUGCGAGCGCAGACAGACAUGCGUCUUCUGGCCGCUGCAGACCGCAUGACCGAAACGGAACGGGCAAAGGCAAUACGUCGAUAG